Molecule: messenger RNA, 1814 nt
Organism: Dichomitus squalens LYAD-421 SS1
Lineage: Eukaryota; Fungi; Basidiomycota; Agaricomycetes; Polyporales; Polyporaceae
Product: WD40 repeat-like protein
Exons: 10
Coding region: 1-1659 (552 amino acids)
Biological process (GO): negative regulation of transcription by RNA polymerase II
Cellular component (GO): ESC/E(Z) complex
Molecular function (GO): protein binding; nucleosome binding
Source: RefSeq, a predicted model, not a curated record
AUGGAUCCCGUUCCCCAACCUUGGUUCAGAGGAUCGACAGACUCGCAACCAUUCAGCUUGUUCACCGUAUUGACUUCCAAUGGCGGCCCGUUUAACUCCAUCGCAUGCUUCCCUUGGACCGCCAAGUCUCUGGAAAUUUUAUGGAACGGCAGUGCACUACAAGAAACCUUGGUGCCGCAGUGGCAGGACGUUGUCACAGAGUGGAUGGGAGCUAUCGCCGCCGGCGGAAAAGGCCGCUUGUGUAUAUUUCCUAAGUUGGGGACGAAGAAACCAAUUGUUGUGAAGCUGAAGGAGGCCGAUGCAGAGGUUGAGAACGUCGCUUGGGCUAUCAAUAGCAAUGAGCCACUGAAGCCGCUCAUCGUCUUCACAGUCACAAGUGUCAUACUGAUAUACGAUGUAAAGAGGCGCGAGAUUGUUGGGAAACUGCGUGGACACGGCGGGCCCAUCACUUGUUUGGCGGUGCAUCCCACGUCUCCAGAGCUGUUCUGCACAACAUCGAAGGAUUUUACCGCCCGCAUUUACGACCUCACCCUGUCACCCGUGCAGGUGCCGAACAAUCCAAACUGGCUCCCCCACACGAAAGGGGUGGGCAGCCUUGCGGGGCCUGCUCAUGGCUUGCACAUGUGCGAGCCAGAAGGCGAAGGUAUUGGUCGAGCGGUCGCUGUGAUGGUCGGUGGACGCUCAGGAGGACAUCGCGGGGCUGUGUUGUGUUGCGCCUUUCAUCCGUCCCAACCUCUCAUCGCGACCGGAGGCAUAGACCGCACAGUCAAGAUAUGGCGCAUCCCCCCUUCGGUAUUUACGGUGCAGCCAUCAGCCACGCUUGCCAGGGAAGAUAAGCCGUUGUUCAGUACCGAUCUCAUCCACAAAGCUCGAGUGCUUUUCCUGAGCUGGCUAGACGACGACAUACUGAUCUCUUGCAGCGCACCUGCUCUCAUGCGACGGAACCCAAUGGAGGUUGACAAGACAUAUUGGGAGGAUGGUACUGCGAUGACAUGGCAGUGGCUUGGGUUCAACCGAUUUUUUCCGGCCGGUAAGAUUCCACAGAAGGUUAUGAGGGGUACAGCUAGUGAUUGGCGCAAUAGCGAAUCCUUCAAGAUUCUGUCCGGAUAUCACAUUCCUUCAGUAGCCAAACACUUCCAAGUCUAUCGCUCCUUCUCGCACGAUCCUCUACUACUCAUCCCGAUGGGAAAGAUUGUACGCAUCUUCAACAUCUCGCAAUUCUCUCCCCGUCAGCCACCGAAGUUCCCUCUGGACACCAAUAUCGCAUCAUUGACGAGCAAGCUUAGCCUGGACGAUGACGGGAGUGACCCGGGCACACCGCGACCUAGGAGCCCUCGCGGGGGUGGGAGCAGCACCGAACAGGACGACGACGAAAACGAAUCUGCCAGCAGGGACAACCCGUCACAGCAAGAGGGGGACCAGGACGAGGAGGAAGAUGGCGAAGACGAUCCCAUUCCCACGACGACAUACCCUCCCCCUGCUCCGCUCACCGCGUUGUUUGACAGCGUCGAAGGCUACGACGUCGUCGCUGAGCUUCCGCCAGGCAAUGGUCCCCCGGAGAUGGCAGACGUCACGACAUGUGCCAUGGGAUUUGAGGGCCUGGGCAUCGCAGGUAUCGGAGAGAGGGGUACUCUAUAUGUCUGGCGGCUGAGAAGAUGAUCGGCAGACACGAUGGCGUGGAGCAUAUCGAGCGUACUGCGCUUAUAUUGGGCGUUGGUGAGAGCGUGACUACUGUAGCGAUAUUCUCACUAGGCGAGAAGGCAUGUUGCCUUGAGGUCGUGAAGUGUCGGAAUGUCAGCGUCAAUAGAUCUAGA